AUGGACCCAAGCGUCGGCAGCGAAUUGGCCUAUAUUCUCAAAGAGGUCACCUUUGAGUGGGCAGAUAGCUAUGAUGCAAAGGAUUGGAAUAGACUGCGAAAGAUCCUUGCUCCGACCUUGCGGGUCGAUUACAGCGAAGUGACUGGGGAGUCUCUGAAAGUCGUGUCCCGAGACGAGUUCGUCGGCAUAGUGAGUAGCGAGAACUUUGUGGGAGACCCCUUAGUCGAUACGCAGCAUCUGGUCGGGGCUUCUCGUUUCACUCGAGCCUCUGAGGAUGAGGUUCAAGGGUUCCAUCAAAUACGAGCAGCACACCAAAGAUACACGUCGCCUGAUAAGACGCAAGUGGAGGCAAAGGGCCAUGGACACGCAUUGAUCCGGCAUGAUUAUAAGAAAAUCGACGGAAAGUGGCUGUUGGCGGGUUUGAAACCAACAGUACGCUGGAACGAAUAUGAUUUCGAGAAGAUUUUCAAGGGGCACUGA
Messenger RNA from Aspergillus terreus NIH2624, 480 nucleotides. RefSeq lists its product as uncharacterized. The transcript is spliced from 4 exons. Bases 1 to 480 code for a protein of 159 amino acids. Gene Ontology annotation, biological process: melanin metabolic process. Gene Ontology annotation, molecular function: scytalone dehydratase activity. Lineage: Eukaryota; Fungi; Ascomycota; Eurotiomycetes; Eurotiales; Aspergillaceae. The record is from RefSeq and is a predicted model, not a curated record.